Molecule: messenger RNA, 3580 nt
Organism: Athene cunicularia (burrowing owl)
Lineage: Eukaryota; Metazoa; Chordata; Aves; Strigiformes; Strigidae
Gene: SLC29A4
Product: solute carrier family 29 member 4
Exons: 10
Coding region: 359-1942 (527 amino acids)
Biological process (GO): nucleoside transmembrane transport
Cellular component (GO): plasma membrane
Molecular function (GO): nucleoside transmembrane transporter activity; monoamine transmembrane transporter activity
Source: RefSeq, a predicted model, not a curated record
AUCUUCCCCAGCAGCCACCCUCCGUGAGUGGUUUUCACCCAUUAAUUUCUCUAAUUGCUUUUGGGAAUCGCAGCAGUGUUUGGCAUUGGCAGCAUCCCAGUGAGGUGCUGAACUGGGCUGGGGUCAGUGCUAUGCCUCGGGGGUGGCUCACAUGGAUCCCCCUGAUCGCUUCUCACCACCCUAAAUCCAAACUCCUGCCCAGUGGGUCAAGGGAUCCUGCUCCCCUCGGGGAAAGCAUCUUUCCACUUGGAAAAAACACAAGAGUCGCAGUGAUACGGUGGGGUAGCAAAGGCUCAGGGCCACCCACAGGCCAUCUGUCCCUUGCAAUGUCACCGCUGUCCCUCCCAGGUCAGCCACCAUGGGCUCGGUGGGAGCUGAGCGCUUCAAGGAGCUGAGCCCGGCGGGGACACCGGAGGGCAAUGUGGUGAUGAGCUUCAGCUUCGACAGUUAUCAGCUGGAGGAGGACGAGCUGCAGCGGGGCAGCCAGGCCAAGGGCAUCCUCACCUUCAUGGAGCCAGUUUCUGAUGAUCCUGAGCCCCAGGAUCGGUACCAUGGGAUUUACUUUGCCAUGCUGCUGGCCGGGGUGGGAUUCCUCCUGCCAUACAACAGCUUUAUCACAGAUGUGGACUACCUGCACCAUAAAUACCCUGGGACCUCCAUCGUCUUUGACAUGAGCCUCACCUACAUCCUGGUGGCCUUAGUGGCCGUCAUCCUCAACAACGCACUGGUGGAGCUGCUGAGCCUGCACACCCGGAUCUCUGUGGGCUAUCUCUUCGCCCUGGGGCCCCUGCUCUUCGUCAGUAUCUGCGAUGUCUGGCUGGAGCUCUUCACCCGCAGGCAAGCCUACGCCAUCAACCUGGUCGCUGUCGGGGUGGUGGCCUUUGGCUGCACAGUGCAGCAAUCCAGCUUCUACGGCUACACAGGUCUGCUGCCCAAGCGCUACACGCAGGGAGUGAUGACGGGCGAGAGCACUGCUGGGGUCAUCAUCUCGCUCAGCCGUAUCUUCACCAAGCUGCUGCUGUCAGAUGAGAAGGAAAACACGGUCAUCUUCUUUUUCAUCUCCAUCGGCAUGGAGCUGACAUGCUUCAUCCUCCACCUCCUGGUGAAGCGCACCCGCUUCGUCCGCUACUACACAGCCUGCUCCCGCAAGGGCCUCCCCGAGAGCCGGGGGGCCAGCGACCGUGGGACGGGCUACCGCGUCCACCACGAUGUCACCGCUGAGGAUGUCCGAUUUGAGAACCGGCAGCGGGGACAGCCAAGCUCCCCCCGGGACAGCCCAGGCCCCGAAGCUGAGCUGUCUGGAAGCGGCACAUACAUGCGCUUUGAUGUCCCUCGGCCCAAAAUCAAGAAGAGUUGGCCCAGCUUCAGAGACAUGCUGCUCCACCGCUACGUCGUGUCCCGGCUCAUCUGGGCCUACAUGCUCUCCAUCGCCAUGACCUACUUCAUCACUCUGUGCCUCUUUCCUGGGCUGGAGUCGGAGAUCCACAACUGCACACUGGGGGAAUGGCUCCCCAUCCUCAUCAUGGCCAUCUUCAACCUCUCCGACUUCGUCGGCAAGAUCCUGGCUGCCUUGCCCUACGACUGGAGAGGAACACACCUCCUCAUCUACUCCUGCCUCCGUGUGGUCUUCAUCCCCCUCUUCAUCAUGUGUGUCUACCCCAAUGGGAGACCAACCUUCAGCCACCCCGCCUGGCCCUGCAUCUUCUCCCUCCUCAUGGGCAUCACCAAUGGCUACUUCGGCAGCGUCCCCAUGAUCCUGGCCGCUGGCAAAGUGAGCCCUGAGCAGCGGGAGCUGGCAGGGAACACCAUGACCGUGUCCUACAUGACAGGCUUGACGUUGGGCUCUGCCGUGGCGUAUUUUGCCUACAGCCUCACCAGUACAUCCCACAGUACCUGUUUCUACACCGAAACCUCCAACGGCUCCUUUACGUCAGGGUACUGAGCCCCAGGGCGGGGCGAUGGGGACAAGAUGGGACCUGCAUCCCACCGUGGUCCCCACCGCCCUGCGUGGCCCAUGUCUCUCCUCGGGGAGGGAGCCUGGAGGCAGAAACCUAACCCAGGGCAGACAGGGACCAGCAUUCUGUUGGCACGGGGCCGUCACAUCCCAAAACGGCCUGUGCUGCCCAGCCAGGCACCGUGCAGGGCCCCUUCUUGGGGUGACAUUCCCCCAUGCUGGGGGACAGUCCUGUUGCUCUUGGGAGGGCUCCCCAUCAGAAAUGUGCAGCUCUCUAGUGGAGGCAGGGAAGGGGAGUCUUCUGUUUGAGCCAAGCCAUUGCCAGGAGGAAGAAAAUACUGCCAAAGCCCAAAGAGAACAGGACCAGCACUGGGGAGGAGGGUGAUGGAGGGCUGGUGCGGAAGAGGAGCAAGAGGAAGGAAACACUCCUCCAGUCCCUGGUGGCUCUGAGAAGGUGGGUCUCACUUUCACUGAUGGUGCUGCAGGUUUUCACCAAGAACAGCUUGAAAUCAUGAUCCCUCCCCAAAUACGCCAAUCGCUGUGUAAAAGACCCACUUCACUUCUGCUGGUUGGAAAAAAUCCACUUUUUUUGGUGUCUUGUUUUUGCCUCCCCCCCAACUAAUGGCGAGAGGUAGGGUCUUGCCUCCCCCCUCCCCAUGCUGUUGGGACUGCCCCACUGGGGCUGAGAGGGGGUCUUGAGGACACAAUACCACAGAUGCCACCCACAGGCCACCACUGAGCUUCAAGAUUUAUUUCAAGGGACAUAAAUGAAGCUGACGCCACAUUAAAUAUCUUUAUCCUUGGCACUGCAGGCAGUCGGGUUCUGGUGAUGGGCUGGGCUGGCAAACACAUAGAGGGUGAUGCCUGGUGCCUGCCCUGGGGGGUCUUGGGUUAUUCCUUGUCCUGCUGCCCAGCUCCAGGGUCCCCUCUGCCACCUGGACUUGUCACCAGGACCCAUCAAACCCCUUUGUGGGCAGCAAGUGGGAGAGGGAAUGGGCUGAGCAGAGCAGAAACCAUCUGGAGAAGGUGCUGAGGCCAGAGGCUGCUGCUUUUCGGGACACGAUGCACCUCACUGGGCCAGGAGUCAGCAGGUGCCACCUCCCAAGGAAGCAAAGUCCAAGGGCUGGAGGCUUGGCUCCCACCCCCGAACGGCCCCACCAGCACUGGAGGGUCUCACCAGGCCAAGCCCACACCAAAAAGAGCAAAUCCAGAGUUUCAUCCUCAAGACAUCAUCCCUGCAGUGCUCGGGGUAGGGGAGCUGCCGUGAGUGUGGUCACAGGGGAAGGACUCACAGCUCCUGCCCCACAGAGCUCUGCGGGUCCCAUUCUGCCCAUCGGUGCCAGCCCGCAGGGGCACGGACAGACAGACGGACAGGGUCCCCCCGAAAAGCCCUGUGGUGCCAGGGUUGGGUCUUUCACCAGACAGGAGGUAGAUGCUGAGUCAAAAAGCGAUCGUUGUCACCAAAGGGAGAAAAACCCCACAGUCAGGACAAGCGAGACAAAGAAAGAUGCUUCGUUGGGUUGCUUUUUUUCAAUUAUUUUUUUUUUUUUUAUGAAAAAAGAUCACACGGAGUUCUCCAACAAACAGAAUGCCAAAAAAAUUGUUUUAAACAAAACAUAAACAAAA